AUGUCAUCCUCUGACGAGGAGACCCUGAGCGAACGCUCGUGCGUGAGCGAGCGGUCGUUCCGCAGCGAGCGGUCAGGGGGAUCCUUGUCACCUUGUCCCCAUGGUCCAUCUGCUGGACCCAAAGGGGACACUCUGCCAUGGAACCUGUCCAGACACGAGAGACGCAAGCGGAAGAGCCAGGACUCUGUGCUGGACCCUGCUGAGAGGGCAGUGGUGCGUGUAGCAGACGAGCGAGACAGGGUGCAGAAGAAAACGUUCACGAAAUGGGUCAACAAACAUCUCAUAAAGGUGCGAAAGCACAUCACAGACCUGUACGAGGACCUGCGGGAUGGACACAACCUCAUCUCCCUGCUGGAGGUGUUAUCUGGAGUCACGCUGCCCAGAGAAAAGGGCCGCAUGCGAUUCCACAGGCUUCAGAAUGUUCAAAUUGCCUUGGACUUCCUCAAACAGAGACAGGUCAAAUUAGUGAAUAUCCGGAAUGAUGACAUCACAGAUGGGAACCCCAAACUAACACUGGGCCUGAUCUGGACCAUCAUCCUUCACUUCCAGAUCUCGGAGAUCUACGUGAGCGGUGAGUCAGCUGACCUGACGGCAAAAGAGAAGCUGUUACUAUGGAGCCAGCAGGCCACAGAAGGCUACCCUGGCAUUCGCUGCGUCAACUUCUCUUCCUGCUGGAGCGAUGGACGCAUGUUCAAUGCCAUCCUGCACAGAUACAGACCGGACCUGAUCGACAUGGGCUCGGUGGCCCGGCAGGGUAACCGUGAGAACUUGGAGCAGGCAUUUGAGAUCGCCGAGUCGCUAGGGGUGACGCGACUCCUGGACGCAGAGGAUGUCGACGUACCGUCACCAGACGAGAAGUCCGUCAUUACGUACGUGUCCUCCCUCUACGACGCCUUCCCCAAGAUCCCAGAAGGAGGAGAAGGCAUUGCAGCUCAUGACGUUGACCAGCGGUGGGCGGAGUACCAGUCUCGCUUUUCCUCUCUGCUGCAGUGGACCAGACAGCACACGGCCCUGAUGGCCAACAAAAGCUUCUCAUCGAACCCUGUAGAGCUGAAGGCACUUUACAAUGAAUACGUCCACUUCAAAGAGACAGAGAUCCCUGCCAAGGAGAUGGAGAAGGGCCAUGUUGAGCACCUUUAUAAACUGCUGGAGGUAUGGAUAGAGUUUGGGCGGCUUAAAUUGCCCCAGGGACUGCACCCCAAUGACCUGGAAGAAGAAUGGGGCAAAUUAAUCCUGGAGAUGCUGGAGAGAGAGAAAGCCCUGCGGCCUGCUGUGGACAGGCUGGAGCUGCUCUUACAGAUGGCCAAUAAGAUCCAGAACAUGGCUCUGGACUGUGAAGAGAAACUCACCCUGGCGAAGAACACUCUACAGGCAGACAUGUCUCAUGUGGAGAAUGGAGAGUCAGUGCGCUGUGAGCAGGAGCUGGGAGUCUACCUACAAGACUGUGAAGCCCUGGUCAGACAGCUGCACCUGGACCUUCAGAUCCUACGAGAUGAGAAGUACUACCAAGUGGAGCAACUGGCCCUCAGGGUGUCCUGUCUGCAGGAGGAGCUGGUCUCUCUCCGGCUGCAGUGUGCCAGCGUCUACAGGAAGGGACAUUUCUCUACGGGGGGAGUGCUGGGGGAGCAGGGUGGACAGCGGGGGACAGGCCGUGACAGUUUGGCCACAGUGGGGGCACAGACGUUGCUGGGAGCGGUCGGCGCCGUGGCAACCCUGCUCCGACGGCCCAUGUCCCGGUCAGAGUUGGUGGCCAUGUCAUCAUCAGAGGACGAGGGGAGUUUACGCUUCAUCUACGAGCUGCUUGGAUGGGUGGAAGAGAUGCAGGACCUGCUGGAGCGUGCUGAGUGGGGUUCGGACCUCCCCUCAGUAGAACAGCAUCUGCAGGAUCACCAUAGCAUCCACGCCGCGGUAGAGGAGCUCCUACACAGCCUUAAGGAGGCGCGAAACUACGAGUCAAGAGUCUCACCUAAUUUCCGCAGCAGUUACUCAGAGACCCUGGCCAAACUGGAGAACCAGUACUGCAAACUGCUGGAACAUUCGUCAUGGCGACUGCGUUGCCUAGAGAGCCUGCGAGCGUUCGUGUCUCACUGCACAGAAGAGCUGAUCUGGCUGAAUGAGACCGAGGAGGAGGAGUUGGCCUUCGACUGGAGCGACAGUAACACCAACAUGACUGCCAAAAGAGAACAAUACAAUGAAUUGAUGGCACAGUUAGAGCAGAAAGAGGAAGUGAUGCAAUCCUUGCAAGAAACAGCUGACCAGCUUCGUCAAGACAACCACCCAGCCAAACAGACUAUAGAGGCUUACAGCGCCGCCUUACAGACCCAGUGGCAGUGGGUGGGGCAGCUGUGUGUAUGUGUGGAGCAACACCUCAAAGACAACACUGCCUACUUCCAGUUUGUCACUGAUAUACGGGAAUGUGAGACCUUCCUGCGACAACUGCAAGACACCAUCAAAAGACAGUACACCUGUGACAAGAACAGCAGACUUGGGAAACUGGAGGAUCUUCUACAAGACUCUAUGGAGGAGAAGGAGCAACUGAUUGAUCAUCGUAGCUCUGUGGCUAGUCUGGUGAGUCGAGCCAAGACCGUGGUCCAGCUCCGCCCACGUAGUGCAGACCACACCCUUGGGACUACCACGCCUAUCCGUGCCAUCUGUGACUACCGGCAAAUUGAGAUCACAAUAAGUGAAGGAGAAGAGUGUGUGUUGGAGGAUAACUCUCAGAGGACCAAGUGGAAGGUGAUCAGUCCCACAGGGAAUGAGGCCAUGGUGCCCUCUGUGUGUUUCACCAUCCCACCCCCGAACCAGGAGGCCAUUGACACUGCCAGCAGGGUGGAGCAGCUGUAUCAGAAUGUGAUGUCUCUGUGGCACCAGCUGCAUGUAAACAUGAAGAGCGUUGUGUCCUGGCACUACCUGCAGAAGGACAUCAGGAAUAUCUCCUCCUGGAAUCUCGACACGGUUCGCUCCCAGUCUCCAGCCGAGAGGAAGCAGAUCUUGGACAAUCUGGACACCCACCUGAACGACUUUUUGACAGACAGUCGGGAGAGCGCCCUUUUCACACCAGCCGAGAGACGAGAGCAAGAGAAAGAGGCUGAAGCGUGCCGUGAGCACUGUGAAGAGCUGCUCAUCUCCAUGGAGACAGUGGAGAAGGAUGAGUCAGUCUCUCGGUCCUACCUCUCAGAGUUACAGAACAUCCGAUCACACCUCGAGGAGGCGGAGCAGAGGUUAAUGCGAGGCAUGCAAACCUCUCCUCUCAGCAGUCUCUCAGGAGACAGUGUGGACAGUGCUGUUCAUAUUGCUGAGCAAGAGAGGCUGCAGCAGGACCUGAGUGGUCUACGCUCAAGUCUCGGUGAUGUGUCUCGCCGCUGUGUCAGCUUCUUUGAGGAGAAGCCCACCUCCUCCAGUGUGCCUGUUCUGCGCUCCGAGCUCAACUUAGCUGUGGAGCACAUAGAGAAACUACACUCGCUCUCCUCUGUCUACCUGCAGAAGCUGAAGACAGUAGACGUGUUAAUGCGAAGCCUGCAGGCAGCAGAGAGUCAGGUGAAGAAGUAUGAGAGUCUGCUGAGUGAAGAGGAUAUGGUUCCUGCAGACACCACUGCCAUCAAUGCCUUAAGAGAACAGCUAGCAAAGUGGAACUCUGAACUGGAUAACCAGGAACACUUGUUCCAGACUCUGAGUUCCGAGAUGCAACAGGCCCGAGAGGCAGGUACCCAGCUCAGUCAGCUACACCCGGACCGCAGCCCUGAACUUGACCGCUACCAGGAGAAAGCAGCUCAGCUCAUGGAAAGAUGGAGCGGAGUACACAGGCAGAUGGAGACACGGCAAGCCGAACUGGAGAUGUUGGGGUCGGUCCUGCAGCAGUAUAGGGAGAACCACAGUGAACUCAUCCACUGGAUCGAAGAGACCACGGAGAGACAGGAGAAAACACAGCCUGAACAGACGGACAGCAGAGCUCUCCAAGAGCAGCUCUCACAGCAAAUGACUUUGGUGGCUGAGAUAGAGCGGAACCAGGUCAAGCUGGAUGCGUGUCAGACACAUUCUAAACAGUACUCUGCUGCUGUUAAGGACUAUGAACUUCAGCUCAUGACAUUCCGAGCAUUCGUGGAAUCAACCCAGAAGUCUCCUGUGAAGAGGAGGAGGAUGCACUCCUCAUCAGAUGCCAUCACACAAGAGUUCAUGGAUCUACGCACACGGUUCACAGCUUUGGUAACCCUGACGACGCAACACAUUAAGUACAUCAAUGACGCGCUACGAAGACUAGAAGAAGAAGAGGUCAGUUUUUAUCCCUCCCCGAGAUUAUAUUUAAAGUCCAUCGGAGACGGAAGACAUAGCUCUAUGCCAUUUCACAGUUUUUCUUGGUUGAAAGAGGUAGAGGAAGAGAGGCAGGCACGAGUGGGUCAAGUCUCAGAAUUGCUGGGUUGGGUUAAAGGUCUUCAGGCACAAGCAGGGGCCUUCAGGAGUUCACAGGCCAGUGACCCCAAAUCUGCUGAGUCACUGCUUGCUGCACAGCAGGCUAUUAGCGAACAACUAGCUGCCAAAAAGGAGGAAGUAGCAGAGGCUAUCAGGAGCACUGAGGUUUUCCUGUUAUCAAAACAAGCCAGCAAGUUGUCUGCUGAGGAGCGUGCACAGGUGACCUCUCAGCUGGAUGAACUGACCGCCACCUACAGCCAGCUGUGUGACAGCUCUGCAGCCCAGGUGCAACAGCUGGAGGAACAGCUGGCCAAAGAGGAGGAACGCAAGAUGGUGCAGCAGCGGAAGGCAGAGUGUUCUCAGAAAUUGGAGGGGCUUACAAUGUGGCUGGCUGGUGCUGCCAGCAUGCUGGCCAAUCAGAGAACAGGAACAGAGUCAGGUGAUGUGAGCGUGCUGCAACAGAAACAGAGAGAGCUUACGGAGAUGCAGAAAGACCUACAGACCAAAGGUGAUGGGGUCAUGGAGACAAUUCGUUCGGUGGAAGAGUUCUUGGCUGAGCGAGGAGACAGUCUAAGUGCCGAGGAGAAGGCCAGCCUCCAGAAUGCGGUCUCCCAGAUGAAGGAGCAGUACAACUCUCUCACGGACACAGCUCAGUCUUCGCUGGUUCAACUCGACACGGCCAUCAGCACCACACUUCAGCAGAACACACAGAGAGCAAAGGCUGUGGAGGAACUUCAGGAGACUCAGGGAAAAAUAGACACACUUCUUACAGAGCUCUCAUCGUUGGACCAGUUAGCGAGAAAGUCGUUUGAAAAUGAAACGGUCACAGAUUCACCCUUCUCCACGACGCCGGAGGGGGCUCUGCGCUCGCACAGUGACACGUUACAGGCGGAGCUGCAGCAGUUACAGUCUCAACAGGCUCACCUCUUGCAAGUGGCCCAAUCCGCGCGCUCUCUCCUGGAACAGCCGGAUUCUACUGUACCCCCGGAGGAGAAGCAGCGCCUACGUGCUAAGUUGGACCAGCUGCAGUCCCAGCACCAGGAACGUCUUCAGAGCUGCCAGGAUAGACUCAGACGGGCAGAUGCUCUCCAUGACGAGCUAGCAAAGUUCUUACAAGAACACAGUGGUCUGGGAACCUGGCUGGAACAAUGUGAGCAGGAGCUCUGUUCCCUAGGGGAAGGAGAAACUGAUGCACAAGGGUUAAAGGACAGGCUGGAAGAACACAAAAAGCUGGCAGAGGAUGUAAUCUGCCAUAAGGCAGACUUGCGCUUCGUGUCUAUCUCAGGUCAGAAGGUUCUAGACUCGGUCCAGGGGGCCUUAGAAAGAGUGGGCGGUACUGACCUGGUGCUGGAGGAAACGAAACGCCUGGUCAGUGACAGGCUGCAGGAUGCCACACAGCGUUACAGUUCACUACACAGCAAGUCUUCAGAUCUUGGGACUCGUCUCUCUGGUCUCCUGGACCGUUACCAGCAGUACCGAGACGAUGCUAGCUCACUGGAUUCAUGGCUCACUGCUCAGGAACAGAAUCAAAGCCUGCUCAAAGCCAGUGGGGAACAGGCAGACCCACAGACCCUACAGAACACAUUGCGUGCUGUUCAGCUGCUGCAGGAUGAACUUGCAGAGCGCUCGGUACAGUUAGAGAAAGUCAGGAGAGCAGCAAAGGAACUGGCCAACAUGCAGGAGUCCCCCACACUCAAAAGAGAAAGUAUCACCAACAGUGCAGAUCCCCUUGAGAGUCGGUUUGGAGCACUCUCUGAAUUGGUUUCGGUCAGAGCCGAGCAGCUUCAGACAGCGGUAGCCCAGUCUGUCAGCGUGCAGGAGGGGCUCAAAACAUUGCUAGCCUGGCUGGAUGGGCUAGCGUUAGCCCCUAGCUCUGUUCAGCCCUCUGCUAAAGCAGUACAAGAGGCUCUUACCCAGAAUCAGAAACUGCGUCAGGAACUGUUAUCAAGACAAGGUAGCGUUGAUGCCACAAAAGAUUCUGUGGCCAAGCUUUUGAAGUCUGCUGAUGCAACUACAGCCACUGGACUGCAGGGGGCUCUGCAGGACCUGAUCCAACGUUAUGCUGCAGCCCAGGCCAAACAGGCUGAGAGAGAGACCGAGUUAAGGGGACUACUGCCCAAGCUAGAGAGCUUUGAGCGCCUGACUGCUGACCUGCAAAGCUUCACGCAAAGUCGAGAGAGAGCUCUCAGUCUGGGCGGUCAGCCAGACCGCAGUGUGGAAGACUACAAACAGGCCAUAGAGGAAGUGAAAUCAGAGUUGACACAAGAGGCAAGCCAGCUGAAAUCCUUUGUUGAGCUUGGGACGGAACUGAGCCAGUCUGGGACCCUUGCGAAUACACAAAGCCUCCUGGACACAACCAAAGAGGUGUCAGAGAAGUUCACCUGCCUAGAAUCUGAUGUCAACAAGAGGUUCAGUGCCAUCCAGAGCUGUGAACAGCAGCUGGUCCAGUUCCGCUCACUCUCUGGCUCUCUGCUCAGGUGGCUACAGACGGCACAAGAGCAGCUGCCUGCCAAAGAGCCCAAUCUCAACACGGAGGGUCUGCAAAGGAGAGUCCAGCAACUUAAGGAGUUGCUAAGUGACUGGGAAGCCCAGGGCAAUCGUGUACAGGAACUGAACAAGAGCAGCUCGGAGCUUGAAAGCGUAAUCAUCAGUAUCACAGCCCCUCAGAACAAGACUGGUGAGAGUUUGGAGAAUUUGCACCCCAGCAGUGUCAAUGGUAUUCACACCUGCAAAGACCUUACAGAGAUUCAGGUGGCUGUGGCGGACGUGAAUAGCCGGUAUGAACAGCUCGGAGGAGAUCUUAAAGAGAGGCAGGGAAAGCAAGAAGCUUCGCUGGAGCUACGUCAGCGCGCCAGACAGGGUACCGAGGCCCUUGCUCAAUGGCUGGGCAGCCGUGAGCAGAGCCUGGCACAAGGACAGACAGCCUCGCCUUCCCGACCAGAGGUGGUGCGUGCUCAGGCACAGGAGAACAAGGCUUUACUUUCGGAGCUGGCAGAACAUUCUGGAAAGGUGGAAGAGCUGAAGAGCGCCCUGAAGCAGCUGAUCGCAGAAAACCCGGAUUCCCCUGAGGCAGAGAUGUGGAAACAGCAGCUCAAAGACAUUGACUCACGGUGGGAGAAAGCCAAUCAAUCUGCAGCACAGAGGCAAAAGGAACUGGAAGUGUGUGCAGAUAGGCUGGGCAGCUUUGCUUCAGCGGCCAAUCAGUUAGGGCCCUGGCUGCGGGAGAAAGAGCUGAUGAUGAGUGUGCUGGGCCCCCUGAGCAUCGACCCCAACAUGCUCAACACACAGAAACAACAAGUGCAGUUCAUGCUGCGGGAGUUUGAGACGCGUCGAUCGCAGUUUGAUCAGCUCACGCAAGCUGCUGAGGGCAUCCUAUCUCCCAGUCAGGAGAAAGGCUCUGGAGAGAUGCAGCCAGACCUCGAAGAAGUGCGGCAGGAGCUGGCAGCUAUCUCUCGGCAGUGGGAUGAUCUGACUUCACGGCUGACGGGUCGUUCAGAGCAGAUUGACAGGGCACAGGGCACGAGUGAACGUUACCAGGCCCUGCUGCGGGAGCUGGCACGCAGCGUGUCUGACCUUGGCGAGCGACUGGACGCGCAGGCUUCGCUUAGCGCCCAACCUGAAGCGUUGCGGCGUCGUCUUCAGGAAACGGGCGAGAUCCGUGCUGAGCUGGAACAGAGACGUGGUGAGCUUGCUCAGGCCCAGGGUCUUUGUGCUGAGCUCAGUGCUAUCGUAGCCGAGCCCUACCUCAAAGAGGAGCUCCUCAAGAGACUGGAGAGUGUCAGUGGGCCACUGAAGAGUCUUGAAGAGAGAGCAGCGGACGGUUUGUCCCAGCUGCAAGCUGCUCUCUCAAGUACACAGCAAUUUCAGCAGAUGUUUGAGGAGCUACGCAACUGGUUGGACGGGCAGGCUGGACACCAGGCUAGUGGACCUGCCUCUCUUCCCUGUCAACCUGAGGCCUUGCGGGCCCUGCUAGCACAACAAGAGGAGGUCCAACGUGGAGUUGCACAGCAGCGCGGGUCCUACGAACUCAUUCAGGCAGAGGGGGCCUCCCUCAUGGCUUCUCUACCUGCCGGCGAGGAGCGUUCAGCUUUGCAGAGCCGCUUGGGCACCUUGAAACAGGACUGGGAGAGUCUGAAUCACCGUGUUGCUGAGUGCCAGGCUUUGCUCAAGGAGACACUCACCCGUGCCGAGCAGUACCGGCAACAUCGAGAUGAACUGACUCCUUGGGUCAAAGCCUGUGAGGAGAAGGAGGGAGAGAUCCAGCCUUCCCUGGACACUGCCGCUUUAGAGGAAGCCUUACAGAAUGCCCGGCAGCUUGGCUUGGACCUGGAACGCCGUCGACCUUUGGUGGAGGCCUUGAAUUCUGCUGCAGAUCAGCUACUGGAGCAGUGUCGUGUUGGUGAGGAGGAAGUACGUGAUGAGAAGGCUUUGCUGAACCGCAGGGUAGAUGGACUCACGGAGAGAUUGCAGGGCCGCACAGCCCAGCUGGAGGAGCUGGUUAGCCGUUUGAAGGAAUUUGAGGAGGGCAGGCAGGCUGUGGAGAGGAGACUAGAAGCUGCCAGGCACCAGAUCGAGGUCCAGGAGGCACUGGGUCCACAGGCCUGUAGUAACAAGAGCCUGGAGCGACUACGCAGCCAGCAAGAGACCCUGCACUCCCUACAACCACAGGUGGUCUACCUCCGAGAUCUAGCCCGUGGGUUAGUGCAAGAUGCUCCACAGACACUAGGGGGCAGCGAAGAAGGAGCCCAAAAGCUAGAGCAGCAGGCCCAGGAAACCGAACGAGAGUUUUCAGAUGUUAGUGAGAAGAUUGAGCAGUGCUGUUCUUCCCUGGAGGCACGCCUGCAGGGCGUGGGAGAGGUCCAGUCUCGUGUCCGCGAUGUCUUCUCCCGUCUGGCUGAUCUGGAUGAUGAACUGGACAGUCUGAGCCCUGUGGGACGGGAUGCCGAUUCCCUGGCCUCGCAGGCCGAGGCCGUCCGGGGUUUCCUUGGCCGCCUGGCAGCCCUAAGAUCUGAACUGGAGGUCCACGGGGGCGAGUGCGCCAACAUGCUAAGGCGAGAGGGCAGUUCUCCAGACCUGCUGGCCCUCCGCAGAGAGACGGAAGCGUUGAGUCGGCAGGCGGGCAAACUGGCAGAGAGGGGUCAGGCCAGGCUGGCACUCAUUCAGGCGGCAGAAGAACGUGUACAGGAGUUCUACACCCGGCUGGCAGAGCUGCAGAUGAUGCUGGGCCAGGCUGAAGGCAGUCUGAAUGCACAAGGCGCCGUGGCAACAGAGGUGGAGCUCAUCAAACAGCAGCUGCAAGAGUUCAAGGCUGUGGAGCGGGAGCAGGUGGACAGCAUUCAGCCAAAGCUGCAGCAUGUAAAUGCCGUUGGCCAGGGCCUCAUACAGAGUGCAGCCAAACACACAGAUACUCAAGCCCUGGAACAUGAUCUGGAGACCACCAACUUACGCUGGAACUCCCUCAACAAAAGAGUAGCUGAGAGGAUUGCCCAGCUGCAGGAGGCCUUGUUACAUUGUGGAAAGUUUCAAGAUGCGCUGGAGCCACUGCUAAGUUGGCUCAGUGACACUGAAGAACUGAUCGUCAAUCAGAAACCUCCCUCAGCUGAAUACAGAGUGGUCAAGGCACAAAUUCAAGAGCAGAAGCUGUUGCAGAGGUUGCUGGAUGACAGGCGUGGGACCGUGGAGAUGAUAAGAGCGGAGGGAGAACGUAUCGCUGCUACAGCUGAGACCCAGGACAGAGACAAGAUUCAGAGACAGCUACAGAGCCUGGGAGAGAGAUGGACAGACCUGCUGGAAAAAGCUAGUGCUAGACAGAGACAGUUGGAGGAGCUGCAGGUUCUGGCUCUUCAGUUCCACGAGGCUGUGGAGCCACUGGGAGAGUGGCUGAGCACCACAGAGAGACGCCUGAGCUCUGCUGAGCCCAUGGGAACACAGACUUCCAAAAUCACUCAGCAGAUCGCACGACACAAGACCCUCCUAGAGGAGGUGUCUGCACGAGGAGCAGAGGUGGAGCACCUGGAGGCUCUGGGCCAGUCAUUGUCCCCUCUAAGUUGCGCCGCCGACCGUGAUUGGCUGAGCGAGCGUGUCGGCGCAGUGCGCAGCAGUCACACAGAGCUGCGUGAUUGGUGCAUGCGGCGGGAAGCCAUGCUGGAGCAGGCCCUUGCCAACGCACAGUUGUUUGGGGAAGAGGAGGUGGAGGUGCUGAACUGGCUGGCAGAGGUGGCACAGAGGUUGGCCGAAGUGUCGGUGCAGAGCUACCAGCCCGAGCUGCUUGCCCAGCAACACAAACACACACUGUCACUGAAUGAGGAGAUUGUGAGCAGGAAGAAGACAGUUGAUCAGGCCAUUAAGAACGGACAGGCCUUGCUGAAACAAACCACAGGUGAAGAGGUGCUGCUGAUCCAAGAGAAACUGGACGGAAUUAAAAGUCGCUAUGCGGAGAUAACAGCUGGGAGCAGCAAGGCCCUCAGGACUCUGGAGCAGGCCCUGCAGCUGGCCACACGAUUCGCCAGCGCCAACGACGACCUCAACCAAUGGCUGGACUCGGUGGAGGCAGAACUCAACAACAUUGAACCAGACACCACGCCAGCCUAUCAGGACAGACAGAAGGAGCUGAAGUGUCUGUCAGCAGAGAAGCGGCUGGUCCUAGACACUGUGAACGAGGUGGGCAGUGCCCUCCUUGACUUGGUGCCCUGGAGAGCCCGUGAGGGUCUUGACCGCCUCGUCGCAGAUGCCAACCAGCGUUAUAGACAAGCAGAUGAGACCAUCACUCAGAGAGUACAGCAAGUGCAGGCUGCCAUCCAGAGGUCACAGCAGUAUGAGGAGGCUGUGGAUGCGGAGCUGGCCUGGGUGGCAGAGACGGAGAGGAAACUGGCUUCUCUGGGAGCUCUCAGUCUGGAGCCUGACGUGACUGUGGCACAGCUCCAGGUGCAGAGGGCCUUCAACAUCGACAUCAUCCGUCACAAAGACACGGUAGACCAGCUUCUGGACACGCGCGAUGACAUCCUGGAGACCUGCACUGAGCAGCAGAGAGAAGCUCUGAAGUUGAAGACAGACUCUCUUAGCACCCGCUAUGAGGGGGUCAGUCAGAAGCACGCAGAGCGGUUCUCAGCUCUGGAACAGGCCCAGGUGCUGGUGGCGCGGUUCUGGGAGACUUAUGAGGAAUUGGAGCCCUGGCUGGGUGAAACCGAAGCUCUGAUCGCCCAGCUCCCCCCACCUGCCAUCGACACGGAGGCUCUCAGACAGCAGCAGGAUCAGAUGAGGCUUUUAAGAGAGUCAAUAGCAGAGCACAAGCCUCACAUUGACAAGCUUCUGAAGAUCGGACCGCAGCUGGCUGAACUAAGCGCCCAGGAGGGUGCGUCCGUGAGGCAACGGUACAGCGAGGCCGAGAGACGUUAUCUGGCCAUAAAGGAGGAUGUCAAAGGUCGUGCCACAGCACUGGACGAGGCCGUGUCACAGUCUGCCCAGCUGGUAGAGUUCCAUGAUAAGAUGGACCCACUCCUGGAGACUCUGGAGGGGGCGGUGCAGCGCCUGCGGCAGCCUCCUCCGGUGGCGGCAGAGGUGGAAAAGAUCCGGGAGCAGCUGGGGGAGCACCGGGGAGCAGGGCUGGAGCUGGACAAGCUGCUGCCCUCCUUCAGUGCCCUGUGUGCCCGCGGCGAGGAGCUCAUCACCCGCGCACCCCAUGACGAUCCUGCUGCCCAGGUGGUGCGUUCACGACUGCUGCGUCUGCGUUCCCUUUGGGAUGAAAUCCGACAACGUGCCGAGGAGCGGGAGGCAAAACUCCAGGACGUUCUGGAUUUGGCCGGGAAAUUCUGGGCCGACAUGGCAGCUCUCCUGAGCACGCUCCGAGACUCACAGGACAUCGUGAGGGAGCUGGAAGAUCCCGGAGUUGACCCGUCCCUCAUCAAACAGCAGAUAGAGGCAGCAGAGGCCAUUAAGGCGGAGACAGAUGGUCUGAGGGAAGAGCUGGAGAUUGUGCGUACUCUCGGGGCAGACCUCAUCUUUGCCUGUGGAGAGACAGAGAAGCCAGAGGUGAAAAAGACCAUUGAUGAGAUGAACGCUGCCUGGGAAGGCUUGAACCGGACGUGGAGGGAGAGGAUGGAGAGAUUAGAUGAGGCUAUGACAGCCUCUGUACAGUACCAGGAUGCACUGCAGGGCAUGUUUGACUACCUGGACAAUGCUGUCAUCAAACUCUGUGACAUGCCUACUGUGGGAACAGACCUCAGCACAGUUAAACAGCAAAUUGAGGAGCUCAAGCAAUUCAAGGUGGAGGUGUACCAACAGCAGAUUGACAUGGAGAAGCUGUGCCACCAGGGGGAGCUGCUGCUUAAGAAAGUGACUGAUCAGACAGACAGAGACAUGAUCCAGGAACCCCUCACUGAGCUCAGACACCUGUGGGACAAUUUAGGAGAUAAGAUCACACUCAGACAGCAUAAACUGGAGGGAGCUCUCCUGGCUCUGGGUCAGUUCCAGCACGCUCUGUCCGAACUUCAGUCCUGGCUCAGCCACACUCAUGCCACUCUGGACACCCAGCGUCCUGUCAGCUCUGAUCCCAAAGCCAUUGAGAUCGAGCUGGCCAAGCACCACGUGUUACGGAAUGACGUUCUGUCCCAUCGCGCCACAGUAGAGACAGUGAACAGUGCUGGGUCUGAGCUGCUGGAGUCCAGCCCUGGCGAUGAGGCCAGUCACCUCCGAGACCAACUUGACGAACUGAAUCGCAGCUGGGAGAAUCUGCUGCUGAAAACUGAGGAGAGACAGAAGCUGCUGGAGGCCGCAUUGCAACAGGCGGAAGGUUUCCAUGGUGAGCUGGAGGAGUUCCUGCAGUGGCUUAGACGCACAGACAGCCAGCUGUCUGCUGCUAAGCCCACAGGUGGCCUGCCUGAGACUGCCAGAGAGCAGCUGCAGCAGCACAUGGAGCUCCAGGCCCAGUUAACGCAGCGCGCUGAGCAGUACCAUCGUCUACUGGACCAGGGAGAAUCCAUGCUCUUGGCCAGAGGGGAGGAGGCAGGACCCGGGACUACCCAGACACAGCAGAACCUGGCUCUGCUCCAGAACAAAUGGGCCAGUCUCAACACUAAGAUGGAAGACCGGAGGGCUAAAUUAGAGGAAGCAGUCACCUUAGCAACAGGAUUCCAGUCCUCUCUUCAGGACACUAUAAACUGGCUGACACAGGCUGAGCAGACUCUCAAUAUGGCUCAGCCACCCAGUCUCAUCUUGGACACUGUCCUCUUCCAGAUAGAUGAGCAUAAGGUGUUUGUGAAUGAGGUGAACACACACAGAGAGCAGGUGCUGGCUCUGGAGAAGGCUGGCUCGCAGCUGCGUUUCGCUAGCCUCAAACAGGAUGUGGUUCUCAUCAAGAAUCUGCUGCUGAGCGUGCAGGCUCGCUGGGACAAGCUCGUGCAGAGGUCACUGGACAGGGGCCGACAUCUGGAUGAGGCCCGCAAGAGAGCCAAACAGUUUCAUGAGGCCUGGAGGAAGCUCACUGACUGGCUGGAGGAGGCAGAGAACCGACUGGACUCUGAGCUGGAGAUCUCCAAUGAGCCUGACAAGAUCAAAGUGCAGCUGGCCAAGCAUAAGGAGUUCCAGAAAGCUCUUGGUUCCAAGCAACCAGUGUAUGACACCACGGUACGCUCUGGAAGGGCAAUGAGAGACAAAGCCACGUUACCAGCCGACACACAGAGACUGGACAACCUACUGGGUGAAGUCAGAGACAAGUGGGACACUGUGUGCGGAAAAAGUGUGGAAAGGCAGCACAAGUUGGAGGAGGCUCUACUGUUCUCAGGUCAGUUUGCUGAGGCCCUUCAGGCCCUGGUAGACUGGCUGUACCGUGUAGAGCCACAGCUCAGUGAAGACCAGCCUGUCCAUGGAGAUCUGGACCUGGUCUCCAACCUCAUGGACUCCCACAAGGCCUUCCAGAAGGAGCUGGGAAAGAGAACCAGCAGCGUGCAGGCUCUGAAGCGCUCUGCUCGGGAGCUGAUGGAGACAGGCCGCGAUGACACUGCCUGGGUCAAAGUUCAGCUGCAGGAACUCAGCAACCGCUGGGACACUGUCUGUGCGCUGUCAGUCUCAAAACAGACCCGCCUCCAACAGGCUCUCAAGCAGGCGGAGGAGUUCCGCACAGCUGUACAGCUGCUGCUGGAAUGGUUGUCAGAAGCGGAGCAGACGCUUCGUUUCCGCGGCGUCCUGCCAGAGGAGGUGGAGACUCUUCAGACGCUGUUGCACACGCACCGGGAGUUCAUGCAGACCGUUGAGGAGAAGCGAGUGGAUGUAAACAAGGCAGCUGGCAUGGGUGAGGCCAUCCUGGCCGUCUGCCACCCAGACUGCAUCACCACCAUCAAACACUGGAUCACCAUCAUCAGGGCUCGCUUUGAAGAGGUCCUCACAUGGGCCAAACAGCAUGAACAGCGUUUGGAGACUGCUUUGACAGAAUUGCUUAACAACGCCAAACUACUGGAGGAACUGUUGUCAUGGCUACAGUGGGCAGAGACGGCUUUGGUGCAGCGUGACACAGAGCCUCUCCCUCAGGACAUUCCCCAACUGAAGACACUAAUCACAGAGCACCAGACGUUUAUGGAGGAGAUGACACGGAAACAGCCAGAUGUGGAUCGUGUGACAAAGACCUACAAGAGGAAACCUGCUGAGCCUCCCAGCAGCCUGGCUGAGAGAAGGGGGACCCGUAUGUCAUUCACUCAGCAGCAGCAACAGCAAGCACACGCCACUGUGCAGGUAACCGGGGGCAACCCACGUCUCACCCAGCUCUGUUCAAGAUGGCAGCAAGUUUGGCUCCUCGCCUUGGACCGUCAGCGCAAGCUGAACGACGCCCUCGACAGGCUGGAGGAGCUGAAAGAGUUUGCCAACUUUGACUUCGACGUGUGGCGAAAAAAGUACAUGCGGUGGAUGAACCACAAGAAGUCACGAGUCAUGGACUUCUUUAGACGCAUCGAUAAGGACCAGGAUGGCAAAAUUACUCGCCAGGAGUUUAUCGACGGCAUCCUGGCUUCAAAGUUCCCCACCAGCAAGCUGGAAAUGACGGCAGUGGCUGACAUCUUUGACCGUGAUGGCGAUGGUUACAUUGAUUACUACGAGUUUGUGGCUGCUCUUCAUCCCAAUAAGGACGCGUACCGACCCACUACUGACGCAGAUAAGAUUGAAGAUGAGGUCACCAGGCAAGUGGCCCAGUGCAAGUGUGCCAAGAGGUUCCAGGUGGAGCAGAUCGGGGAGAAUAAAUACAGGUUUGGGGACUCGCAGCAGCUGCGUCUGGUGCGGAUUUUGCGAAGCACCGUGAUGGUCCGCGUCGGGGGUGGCUGGAUGGCUCUAGACGAGUUUUUGGUGAAGAACGACCCUUGCCGAGCGCGUGGGCGUACCAACCUGGAACUACGGGAGAAGUUUAUCCUUCCAGAGGGCGCUUCCCAAGGGCUGGCUGCGUUCCGCUCGCGUGGCCGGCGCUCCAAGCCUUCGUCACGCACGGCCUCUCCCACCCGCUCUUCUUCCUCGGCCUCGCAGAGCGCCCAGAGCUGUGGCUCACUGCCCUCUGCUCCGGCCACGCCCACUGCUACCUCCAGGGUGAGCUCAACCUCUAAACUGAAACGACCCACCUUCCACUCCAGCCGUGGUUCUCUGACUGGGGAGAAUGGUGGUGCUACACCUAGUUCUUCUAAGCCUGGACGCUCAGACACUAAGCGUGCUCCUUCCUCAGUGAGUGGGCCCGCUAGUCGAGCAGGCAGCCGCGCUGGGAGUCGAGCCAGCAGCCGGAGAGGCAGUGAUGCGUCUGAUGCGUCCGAGCUGAUGGAGACACGUUCUGCCUGCUCGGACACGUCCGACACCCCUCGCCGGCCCGGGGCCAAGCCGUCCAAGAUCCCCACCAUCUCCAAAAAGGCUCCCAGCCCCAAGACACCAGCAGGGAAGCAAUAGAACAAGCUGCAUUGAACGACCUCGUCUACCACCACCGGUGGGACUCGGAGAAUCCGAAAUCCCCCUCUCCUCCGUCACCUACCGGCACAUAAUCAGACAUUCCCAGUAUAACCUCGGGAUGAAAACGUUCCAGCCAAGCUGCCCUCGUAACCAGCAGUGGCACUUAGACAACGACUGGGCCAGACUGUGCUGAAUCUCCAAUAACCAAACCCAGUUUUUGUCCAUCGGUCUCUGUGUUCCCCGUCAUUAUGGGGCUGCUCUUAGGAACCUGAGACAUCGGGAACCUCGUUUCCAGCCCAGCAUUUUGGGAAGCGACAAGAACCGUAUUGAUGCUGCCUUAUUUGUGUUCCACAUUUCUGUCCUUCAACUGACUUAUUUUAGUUUCUUCAAGUGAGCGAUUCGAGCUGUAAAAAAAAAAAAGUGCUAUUUGGACACUGACACAUGAACACACACACAUUCACCGACGCACACGACUCACACAAACCUCGACGGGUAGCAAAAGACACACGGGAGACAACACCUGUCUGUGUGAUUCAGCCAAUCUACAUGGACACCAACACUGGAAUCAGGGUGAUUUAUUUUGGUCUCCCAAACAUGCAAUAUGCAAAGCUCACCCCUUCCACUGACAUGAGAAAAAUCCAGUGGCCCCUGCCUUCAUGACAAACCCACACGAGUCUGUCGGACAUCCCGCUUAAAUCUUCUCUGAUGAAGAAGAUAGAAAUCACUUGGAUCCUCUCCUUUAUUUGUCCUCCCCGGAGUUGAGACCAGGUGACUGUCGAAGGAAUUCAUCCGGAGAAAAGCGAAGAAAAAAAAAAAAAUAGCGAUAA
This is a messenger RNA of Chanos chanos (milkfish), 17141 nucleotides long. It is a transcript of the gene macf1a, whose product is annotated as microtubule actin crosslinking factor 1a. NCBI's taxonomy places the organism in Eukaryota, Metazoa, Chordata, Actinopteri, Gonorynchiformes, Chanidae. The transcript is spliced from 93 exons. Gene Ontology annotation, cellular component: microtubule; cytoplasm; intermediate filament. Gene Ontology annotation, biological process: regulation of focal adhesion assembly; regulation of microtubule-based process; wound healing. The coding region runs from base 1 to 16314 and encodes 5437 amino acids. The record is from RefSeq and is a predicted model, not a curated record. Gene Ontology annotation, molecular function: cadherin binding; structural molecule activity; microtubule binding.